AUGGCUAACAAUAAGUGCAACAAGCUGUGGGGCCUGAGCCGGCAGCCGAAGUCCGCUGAAAUCAUACAGUCCGUAACGGGUAGGAGCCUACCUCGGCCGGUGCCUACCCGUUGGAAUAGUUUGUAUGAUUCUCUCAAGGCUCUCCUCGGGGUGAAGGAAAAAAUGCCCGCCUUGAUGGCCAGCCUACAGCUCCCGGAUAACCUGAACGAAAGCGAUUUCUCCCAUAUACAGGAAUACCUUAAUUGCUUGGAGCCGAUCGCCGUCGCCUUGGGUUUGCUUCAGAGCGUGAGCGACCACUUCAAAGACAUCUUCAAUAUCCGUACAACGGCAGGCCAGAAAUGUGCAAUCGCAACACUGUCCAUGCCUUUGUUUAAAAGAUGGCUCCUGCGGCACAUUCCCACAGAGGAGAGUCUAUACCUCCGCAUCCGAUUCAAGCAGCUCAUUCGCGAUCGCCAAUCCACGCCUGAAGAAGCCCAAGAAUUGCCUGCACCGAUGGAAACGGACGAUUUUUUCAAUUUGGCCGAUGAUUUCCCGGGAACUUCAUCGGCAGCGCCUGUGGAUUCAUCGGACAGGAUCUUGGGCGAGUACUUGAACGACGCCGACCCGGAACUCAGCAUGCUGGACAGGCAUCCAAUAAUCAGCGCAAUCUUCCGAGAGUAUAAUACGCAGCCGCCUUCCAGCGCUCAGGCCGAGCGCUUAUUUUCAUACGCCACCAUGGUCAAUGCGCCGAAGUCAAACCGUCUUAGCGACGAGAAAUUUGAGCAGCGAGUCAUUCUACGGCAUUUCAAUUGUCUUUCCAAUUGA
Messenger RNA from Galendromus occidentalis (western predatory mite), 804 nucleotides. RefSeq lists its product as uncharacterized. Lineage: Eukaryota; Metazoa; Arthropoda; Arachnida; Mesostigmata; Phytoseiidae. The coding region runs from base 1 to 804 and encodes 267 amino acids. The transcript has 2 exons. The record is from RefSeq and is a predicted model, not a curated record.